Aphidius gifuensis is the source of this 1472-nucleotide messenger RNA. RefSeq lists its product as uncharacterized. Gene Ontology annotation, molecular function: glutathione transferase activity. The transcript has 9 exons. Gene Ontology annotation, biological process: glutathione metabolic process. The coding region runs from base 142 to 1464 and encodes 440 amino acids. The record is from RefSeq and is a predicted model, not a curated record. NCBI's taxonomy places the organism in Eukaryota, Metazoa, Arthropoda, Insecta, Hymenoptera, Braconidae.
GUUGUUCAAUUGUUUUUUUUUUUUGUUUUUUAAUCAGGCCAAAUCAUUGAACAGCCCUCGUCAUUGUUAACUGAAAUCAUCAUCAGACAGACGUUCAUUUUGUUUCCAACUGAGAACAAAACCAAGCCAUCAAAUUUCAAGAUGCCAAGCUACAAGGUCACUUAUUUUCCAGUCAAAGCUCUUGCUGAACCAAUUCGUAUGAUUCUCAGUUAUGCUGGACAAGAAUUUGAAGAUGAUCGUUUUGAUCGUGAAGAUUGGCCAACUAAAAUAAAGCCAACAAUGCCAUUUGGACAAGUACCAGUAUUGGAAGUUGAUGGUAAAAGAAUAAAUCAAUCAACUGCAAUAUGUCGUUAUCUUGCCAAGCAAUAUGGUCUUGUUGGUAAAGACGACUGGGAAAAUCUUGAAAUUGAUUCAACUGUUGAUACAAUUCAUGAUAUGCGUUCGAAAAUUGCUGGAUUUUUCUAUGAGGAUGAUACAAAUGCCGAAGCCAAGGCUAAGAAAAAAGAGGUUGCAUUGAAAGAAACAGUACCAUUUUAUCUUGAACGUCUUGAUGCUCAAGUUAAAAAAAACAAUGGUUACUUUGUUGGUGGUAAAUUAACAUGGGCUGACUUUGUUUUUGUUGGUAUCAUUGAUUAUCUUAAUGCCAUGGCUGGCUAUAAUAUCAUUGAUAAAUAUGAUAAUUUAAAAUCACUCAAUGAAAAAGUACUUGCUCUUCCAAAAAUCAAGGAAUGGGUUGCUAAACGUCCAGUUACUGAAUUUGUAUCAAGAGUCAGUCGUGUUGAGCUAUCCAGUGCAGCAACAGCUAAAAUAAAUUUCUCUCGUUAUAAUUUCAAGGAUAUUGAAAAUUUUAAAAAAAUGCCAAGCUACAAGUUGACUUAUUUCAACAUUACCGGUCUUGGUGAACCAAUCAGGUAUUUGCUGAGUUAUGGAGGAGUUGAUUUCGAAGACAAACGUGUCAGUUUCGAUGAAUGGCCUGCAUUAAAAUCCCAAAUGCCAAUGGGACAAAUGCCAUUAUUAGAAAUUGAUGGAAAAAAAUAUAAUCAAUCACAAGCAAUUCUUCGUUAUCUUGCUAAAAAAUUUAAAGUUGCUGGUGGUGAUGAUGAUGAAGCAUACGAAAUUGACAAUGCUGUUGAUACCAUGGCUGACAUGAGAAUUGCAUUGGCAACUUGGCACUUUGAAGCUGACGCAGCAGCAAAAGAAAGGCAAAAGGAAAAAGCAUUUAGUAAAAUGGAUUUAGUACUUGGAAAACUUGAGGAAACUGUCAAGAAAAAUAGCGGCUAUUUAGUUCGUGGAAAAUUAUCAUGGGCAGAUAUUAGUUUAGCUGCUUACAAUGAUUUUUUGUCAAAAGUUAUUGGAAAAAGUCUUGUUGCUGAUUAUCCAGAAUUGAAAAAACUCAUUGAAAAAGUAUCAGCAGUUCCAAAUAUUAAAAAAUAUCUUGAAAAACGUCCAGUUACACAAAUGUAAUUAAAAAC